Molecule: messenger RNA, 1332 nt
Organism: Tinamus guttatus (white-throated tinamou)
Lineage: Eukaryota; Metazoa; Chordata; Aves; Tinamiformes; Tinamidae
Source: RefSeq, a predicted model, not a curated record
AUGGGGACCACGGUCUGGGAUGGGGACACGGGCCGGGAUGACAGGGACACGGGCCAGGACGGGGACGCAGAUGGAUUUUCACAGCUAUCGGCCUAUGAAAGGAAAAGGCUAAAGAACAUUACAGAAAAUGCUAAAUUCUUUGCUUCCCUAAAGCUGCACGAGUCAGCUGCAAGACUUCAAAAAAUUGCAAAUAAAGUACAACCUCACGUCACCAAAAGGGCCAGGCCCAGGAAGGCGGAGGACGAGCCCGUGCGCCGCCGGUCCAUGCGGCUGCAGCGAGCGGAGCGGCCCGCGCCGCCGCGCUCGCGCGGCUCCGCUGCACACACUGGAAAAUUACCGGUAUCAUUCCAGCCUCAGGUUCCGCCUGGACCUGUGUCGAUGCUUCCUGAGGAUCAGAAGGAGAACAGCAAGGUGACGGAGGAGUUCCUGGCUAUGUGGACAAGGAUAAGUGAGAUGAAACCUGAUGAUGCACAAAAGCAUUCACGUGACAUGGAAAGAUACGCGGCCAGCCUGGGCAGCAUGACGCUGCACGCCGGUGACGUUAGCAAGGUGGUGAAGGCACGGGUGUGCUCCAUGGCCAUCCAUCCCGCCGAGAGCGCCGUGCUCGUGGCCGCGGGGGACAAGCUGGGCCACGUCGGGCUCUGGAACGUCGUGAGUGGCUUUACUGAGCAAGCAACACACGUCUUUAUCCCACACAAUUAUCCAGUCAGCUGCAUGCAUUUUUCUCCAGCUAAUCCUGCUCACUUGGUGUCUCUGAGCUAUGACAGUCUGCGGUGCGGUGACGUUACCAGGGCUGUCUUCGAUGAGAUUUGCAGAAGUGAGGAAAGCUUUUCCUCCUUUGACUUCCUGGAGGAAAAUGCCUCCACGCUGAUCGUAGGACAGUGGGAUGGAGCGGUGGCGCUUGUGGACGUGCGGACCCCGGGGACGUCGGCAGAGCUCUCUGCAAACAUUGACUUCAAAAGGACGAGGACGGUCCACGUUCACCCGGUGAACAAGCAGUAUUUCCUUGCUGCUGGCGCGCUGAUCUAUGACACCAGCUGUUUGUCACCGACCAUUGGAGCUCUCAGUACCGUCAGACAUAACAAUAACACAGGACGCUGGCUGACUAGGUUCAGAGCAAUAUGGGAUCCGAAACAGGAGGAUUGCUUCGUGGUGGGCAGCAUGGCACGUCCAAGACAAAUAGAAAUAUAUCAGGACACGGGAAAACUGUUGCACUCCUUUUAUAAUGUUGAUUAUCUUGGUUCCGUGUGUUCCAUUAAUGUUGUUCAUCCCACUAGGAAUAUCUUGGUGGGUGGCAACUCCAGUGGUCGCCUUCAUGUGUUCAAAGAAUGA